This is a messenger RNA of Acaulospora morrowiae, 987 nucleotides long. The record is from the annotation of a GenBank genome assembly. Lineage: Eukaryota; Fungi; Glomeromycota; Glomeromycetes; Diversisporales; Acaulosporaceae.
GCAAUGAUGCAAAUCAACAUUUUCAAAAAAUUAGUGCGACCACAUAAAUCGAUUCCAAAUCCCCUAUCGGUUAUUUCAAAGAUUAAUAGCAUUCUUCAGUUAAAGAAAAUGUCGGUCAAUGUUAGUCUCGACUCAUACGACAGAGAGCAGGUGAAAUUGAUGGAGGAAAUGUGCAUUCUUGUAGACGAGAAUGAUCGAAGAAUCGGUGCUGAUUCGAAGAAGAAUUGUCAUCUAAUGGCAAAUAUAAAUAAGGGGCUCCUUCAUCGUGCCUUUUCUGUUUUCCUUUUCAAUUCCGAAAAUAAAUUAUUGUUGCAACAACGGUCUGAUGAUAAAAUUACAUUUCCUGGCUUAUGGACAAACACUUGCUGUUCGCAUCCUUUGAAUACCCCACUUGAAUUGAAAGAAGAUGAUCAAAUUGGUGUUCGCCGUGCAGCUCAAAGAAAAUUAAAUCAUGAGCUGGGUAUUAAUUAUGAACAAGUGCCUCUUGACAAUUUUUCAUUUUUGACCAGAAUUCAUUACUUGGCGCCUUCUGAUGGAAUUUGGGGUGAACACGAAGUUGAUUACGUUCUCAUAAUUCGAGCUAACGUCGAUCUCGAAGUUAACGAAAACGAAGUCAAGGCUGUGGAAUAUUUAUCUUUGGAAGACUUACGAAAAAGAUUUAAUAAUCCCGGCGAGAUGUGCAAAGAACUUUCGGACAAAGAACUGUUUGGUUCUAAUGAAAAUUCCGAUUUUUCCGAGUCAGAACCUGAAUUUCUUGAUACAUCUAUUUCCAAUGAUACAAAUUCUCUGUUCGUAGAACCACCACAAUCACCCUUUCAUAGAACCACCUUUCAAGAAAUUCCGGGGUUAGUGCUUUAUAAACAAUUUUUACCUCAAGAACAACAAGAUGAACUUGUCGAUGGAAUCAUUGCCGCAAAUUAUUUUAACACCCAAGAAUCGAAUCAAGCAAUGUGCUUUGGUGACUUACCUCCUUUCAUAAUAAAAGUU